Molecule: messenger RNA, 423 nt
Organism: Penicillium maclennaniae
Lineage: Eukaryota; Fungi; Ascomycota; Eurotiomycetes; Eurotiales; Aspergillaceae
Exons: 2
Coding region: 1-423 (140 amino acids)
Source: RefSeq, a predicted model, not a curated record
AUGUCCAACAAGCCCACCAGCCCUCCCCCCCUCCUACCACCCAGAUCCGGCUACGCAAGCUCCCCGCAGCCUCAAGGCCAGGGCGCCGCAAACGAUUACUACGGAGGCGGAGGCGGCCAGGGUUAUUACCCCCAGCAAGGAUAUCCUCCACAGCAGGGAUACCCUCCACAGCAAGGAUACCCUCCACAGCAAGGAUACCCUCCACAGCAAGGAUACCCUCCACAGCAAAGAUAUCCCCAACCGGGCUAUCCUCCGCAACAGGGCUACUACGGACAGCCCAACCAGAUGUACUACCCUCCGCAGCAGGGAUAUCCUCCCCAGGGCCACUUCCAAGGCGACCCUGCUGCGUCUGGCGCCGGCGGCCUCUGUGCUGGUAUUAUGGCUGCGCUCGCAUGCUGCUGCUGCUUGGAUCUCCUCUUCUGA